Molecule: messenger RNA, 913 nt
Organism: Cataglyphis hispanica
Lineage: Eukaryota; Metazoa; Arthropoda; Insecta; Hymenoptera; Formicidae
Exons: 2
Coding region: 60-749 (229 amino acids)
Source: RefSeq, a predicted model, not a curated record
AACUGUAGAGCAUCAGUUUUCGGGACCACAAGUAGAAGUAUCACAACAAUAUUUCAGAGAUGAAAUUCGCAUUGGUAUUGUUCGCCCUCGUGGCUGCGUCCUCCGCCAAGAUCCAGCUUCCCAAUUUCGGCAUAGGUCAGCUCCGCUAUGACAUCCAAGACUUUUUAGAUGUUUUACCUCAGGAAGAAAUAUUCGCUAUCACUCUUCAAUAUUUUUCUGAAGAUGCUGAGUUUAAAGCUAUGGUCGAAUAUUUCCAAUCUGAAGGAUUUAAAGGGCUAGUAGUAGAUGUCGAGGCUUUGCCUGAGAUUAAGGUAAUGAUGGACUACGUCCAUAAUGCCGGCAUUGACAUUUACAAGAUCGUGAACCUGCUGAACGAAUUACUUGGACUCGAGCUUCUCCCGACUCCGCUUCCGCCCAAUCCUGCUAUGGCUACUAAACAGAUCAAAGGUGGAAUUCGUGGAUACGUUGAUGACAUUAUGGCUAUUUUACCCAAAGAGCUGCUUAAUACUAUGUAUGAAGAGAAGCUGAAAAACUCAGAAGAAUUCGCUAAUUUCAUCAAGCAAUUGGAGUCCGAAAAUUUCCAAGAAAUUGUCAAUCAAGUUUACCUUCAUCCCAAAACACAAGAGCUCUUGGAGCAUGCAAGUAAUGCCGGCAUUGAUCUUCUACUCAUCAAGGAUUUACUGAAGAUUCUCUGGGGUAUUAGCAUUCCCGACCGUCCUCAUGCUCGUCCUUUUUACAUCAAACACUAGAUGCCAAUGCAGUGUAUGAAAAAUGAAUUUCUAUUACUAUAUACAUCAAUAAUAUUUUCAAAAAGAUAUUGUUAUUUCGCAGAUAUUUUGAUUUUUUUGGCCAUGUAAUUUCACGUGUACUUUACUUGUGUAAAAUAAUAUAAAAGCAGCUUUUUACAUUGUUA